UCCUGUCUGACAAACUUUAUAAGGUGGAAACAAAUGAGAUGCAAACACUGUGCUACAGGCAGAUGAUUUUUCACCAUCUACCAAAAUGUGGAACAGACAUGUUUUUUAUCUUCUGCUUUUGCCAGCUUUUAUGAGUCAAACAAUAUAUGGACAAAGAAAGAAAGCAUCAAAGUCCAAUUUACUUGCAAGGAAAAAUGAUCUCCAGGAUUCCACUUGCUUCAUAGAUGUUGUCUUCAUUGUGGACAGCUCUGAAAGUUCUAAAAUUGUUCUCUUUGAUAAACAGAAAGAUUUUGUGGAAAGCCUGAGUGACAAGGUUUUCCAAUUGACCCCAGCUCGCUCCUUGAAAUAUGACAUCAAACUGGCAGCCCUUCAGUUUAGCAGCUCUGUCCAAAUCGAUCCACCUUUCUCUUCUUGGAAGGAUCUGCAGACUUUUAAGCAGAAGGUCAAGUCUAUGAACUUCAUUGGGCAAGGAACUUUCUCUUAUUAUGCUAUCUCCAAUGCCACUAGGCUACUUAAGAGAGAAGGGCGCAAAGAUGGUGUAAAAGUAGCUUUGCUGAUGACUGAUGGCAUUGACCAUCCAAAGAAUCCAGAUGUUCAAAGUAUUUCUGAAGGAGCCAGAGCUUCAGGAAUAUUAUUUAUCACCAUUGGACUUUCUACGGUAGUUAAUGAAGCCAAACUUCGUUUGAUAUCUGGGGAUGCAUCCAGUGAACCCAUUCUUCUGUUGAGUGAUCCAAACCUUGAAGAUAAAAUUCAGGAUCGCCUGGAGAUCUUGUUUGAAAAGAAGUGUGAACGCAAAAUCUGUGAAUGUGAGAAGGGGGAUCGAGGCGAUCCAGGGCUUCCGGGUACCCAUGGGAACCCAGGUAUCAAAGGUGAGCGAGGACCAAAAGGCAACCCGGGUGAUGCUCAGAAAGGGGAACCUGGAGAAAGAGGCCCAGGGGGAAUUCCUGGGUACAAGGGUGAGAAGGGUGCAUCCGGAGAAUGCGGUAAACCAGGAAUAAAAGGUGACAAAGGAUCCCCAGGGCCAUAUGGACCAAAAGGACCCAGAGGACUUCAGGGCAUCAGUGGACCUCCAGGGGAUCCAGGCCCGAAGGGAUUUCAAGGCAAUAAGGGUGAGCCAGGUCCUCCUGGUCCUUACGGUCCUCCGGGAGUUCCUGGUAUUGGACAGCAAGGUAUUAAGGGGGAGAGAGGCCAGGAAGGAAGAACAGGGGCUCCGGGACCAAUUGGUGUUGGUGAGCCAGGCCAGCCAGGUCCCCGAGGUCCCGAGGGAGCACCAGGAGAGAGGGGCUUACCGGGAGAAGGGUUCCCAGGACCAAAGGGUGAUAAAGGUUCUGAAGGACCAAUUGGCCCACAAGGACUACAAGGCCUAUCAAUCAAAGGGGACAAGGGGGAUUUGGGACCUGUGGGACCCCAAGGACCGAUGGGCAUCCCUGGAAUUGGAAGUCAAGGGGAACAGGGAAUCCAAGGUCCUAUUGGUCCCCCUGGUCCUCAAGGACCCCCAGGACAGGGCUCACCUGGUUCCAAGGGAGAAGUAGGCCAGAUAGGACCUACAGGCCCUAGAGGACCGGUGGGGAUUGGAGUACAAGGUCCAAAGGGGGCACCAGGCUCAACAGGGCUCCCAGGACAGCCAGGAGUACCAGGAGAAGAUGGAGCUGCAGGGAAGAAGGGAGAAGCAGGGCUUCCAGGAGCAAGAGGCCCAGAAGGACCACCUGGAAAAGGACAGCCUGGCCCUAAGGGUGACGAAGGAAAGAAAGGGAGCAAAGGAAAUCAAGGGCAGAGGGGAUUUCCAGGGGCCGAAGGGCCAAAGGGUGAUCCGGGUGUUAUGGGUCCUUUUGGGAUUCCUGGAGCAUCAAUUCCUGGACCACCUGGGCCUAAGGGUGAUAGAGGAGGACCUGGGAUGCCUGGAUUUAAAGGAGAACCUGGCAUUGCUAUUCGAGGACCAAAGGGUGCCCAAGGCCCUCGAGGACCAGUGGGUGCUCCAGGUCUCAAAGGCGAUGGCUAUCCUGGUGUGGCUGGACCGAGAGGAUUACCAGGACCCCCUGGGCCAAUGGGUUUACGUGGAGUGGGGGACACUGGAGCAAAGGGAGAGCCUGGCGUCAGAGGACCUCCAGGCCCCUCUGGGCCUCGGGGCAUAGGAACCCAAGGGCCCAAGGGUGAUAUGGGGCAGAAAGGCUUGCCUGGCAUCCCCGGCCCCCCUGGCUAUGGGUUACAAGGAAUUAAAGGGGAGCAAGGACCUCAAGGCUUUCCAGGACCAAAGGGCAUGACAGGCCAUGGCUUCCCUGGCCAGAAGGGAGAGCAUGGAGAACGGGGUGAUGUGGGGAAAAAAGGCAACAAAGGGGAAAUUGGAGAGCCCGGAUUGCCAGGAAGACAGGGGUUACAAGGACCAAAAGGAGACCAAGGACUUACAAAAGAAGAAAUUAUCAAACUUAUUUUUGAAAUAUGUGGUUGUGGACCCAAAUGCAAAGAGACUCCACUAGAGCUGCUGUUCGUGAUCGACAGCUCAGAAAGUGUGGGGCCCCAAAACUUUCAGAUCAUCAAAAAUUUUGUGAAGACUCUGACUGACCAGGUUGCUCUGGAUGUUGCCACAACCCGCAUAGGGAUCAUCAACUACAGCCAUAAGGUGGAGGAGGUGGCUCUUCUGACGAAGUUCUCCAGCAAGGAUGACUUCAAGCUGGCUGUGGACAGCAUGCAGUACCUGGGGGAAGGCACCUACACGGCCACAGCUCUCCAUGCAGCCAACCACAUGUUUGAAGCUGCAAGGCCAGGCGUAAAGAAAGUGGCCUUGGUCAUCACAGAUGGGCAGACGGAUACUCGAGAUAAAAAGAAUCUGACAGAGGUGGUGAAGGACUCCAGGGAAGCCAAUGUGGAAAUAUUCGUGAUUGGGGUGGUGAAGAAAAAUGACCCCAACUUCAAAAUGUUCUACAAAGAAAUAAAUCUAAUUGCUACCGAUAGUGGGCACGUUUAUCAAUUUGAUGACUUCAUUACCCUGCAAGAUACCCUGAAGCAAAGACUAUUUAAAAAGCAUUGUGAAGAUUUUGAUUCCUACCUCACUCAAGUUUUGGGUUCAUUGCCGCUCCAACCUGAAUUUGGGAUGUCAGGGGAAGAACUCAGCGUUUCCACUCCAGAGCCUCAGAAAGAAAUGUCUGAGUCAGUCAGUACUCCCGGAGCCCAGGACAGAGAGAAUGAGCCUCCAGAGCCUACUUGGGCUGACAGCCUACCCACCACUCCUUCAUCCGAGGCUGCCACCAUCCAGGGGCCAUUGCUCAGCCCCUCUGAGGAUAGGACAGUGGACCCUAGGUGUUUGGAAGACCUAAAGCCUGGAAACUGUGGCGAAUAUGUGGUUCGAUGGUAUUACGACCAACAGGUCAACUCUUGUGCCCGCUUUUGGUUCAGUGGCUGUAAUGGCUCAGGAAACAGAUUCAACAGUGAAAAGGAAUGUCAAGAAAUCUGCAUUCAGGGCUGAGCAGGCCUGCGACCCUCACUCAAGGUCAGCGGCACAAAGAAGAACACUCAAGGAAGGAGGUGCUGGAGGAACAGCUGUCUUAGCAAAAAUAAUUUUGUGUAGCUUGAUUAAAUUUUUAUGAUGUAAUAUUUAAUCCUACAAAAGAAUACAUGCAAUAUACGUGUAACUAAAAAUGUGAUAAGAUGAACACCAGUGAACACUUCACACAGAGAAUGACCAAACAUAACCAAUUCUGUUGAAGCUUCCUGUGUACCCCUCAACCAUCCUAGCCCCCUAUUUCCUGCUGGGGAUAUUUCAUCUUGAAUUUUGUGUUUACCAUUUCACUUUGCUAUUGCUUUUUAUAUGUAAUUUUACAUGUAAAACCACAUAUAUCUCUAUGUAUCUCUAAACAAUACUUAGUCUUGUUUAUUUUAGAACUUUAUAAAAAUGGUGCUACACUCUAGUCUUUUGCAACUUGUUAUUUUCAUUCAAUAUUAUAAUUAAUCCACAUGUUCUUACCAUAUGUAUUCCUAAAAAUAUCUAAAUGUGUUCCCCAAAAUUUAUUAUUUAGGUUUUUUUAAUCUUUAGAAAAUUUGUUUUAUAA
Molecule: messenger RNA, 4043 nt
Organism: Miniopterus natalensis
Lineage: Eukaryota; Metazoa; Chordata; Mammalia; Chiroptera; Miniopteridae
Source: RefSeq, a predicted model, not a curated record